AUGGACUCAUUGUCAUCAUUGACAUCAACCCUCCCCUCCCGCCGCCGUACGAACACAUCCAACGGCAAUAAUGCCACCCACGACCUCGACGCCCACGAAGCCUUCAAACACGCCGCUCUCUCCGUGACAAAACUCUAUAAAGCCGCAGCAGCUGAAGCCCAAAUUAGUCGCCAAGAAGGCUACUUGGAUGCGGUGGAGGAUAUGCUCAAAUUACUUGACGAGAAGGCCGGGGAGGGGAUGGAGGUUGAGAGGAGGUUGGGGGUUUUGAGGGAGUGGUGUUUUGUUAGGAGGAGGAGGGGGGAGGAGGAGGAGGAAGAGGAAGAGAGGGCGAGGGAGGAGGCGGAGAUGGAGGUUGUGGCUGCGAGGGAGAGGGAGGCGGCGAGGACACAAGCAUCCACCACCCCCGCGCCGCCGUCGGUACCCGCGUCGGAACCAUCUGUGAGAGAGUGCGAGAUGGAACGACCAUCACCACUCGAAGAAUUCAACUUUACCUUCUCAGCUCCACCUCCACCCCAACGGGCAUCAAUAACACCGCGUCCGACACCUUCAACCCAUAACAACAACACUCCUACUAUCUUCCGCGAUCAAGCACGGAAUCAUGACGAGAAUUCGUCGGAUGAGGAGACGGAGUAUGAUGCGAAUGGAGGAGCGGGGAUGAAGAGGCGAGUUGUUAGGGAUGGGAUGGGCGGGAAUUGGUGGGAUGGGGCUGGGCCGGAGAGUAAGAGGGGGAGGUUUACGUGAUGAGAUGUCGUAGACUCGUGGAGAGCUGGAUGACGUUGGGAGGAGAUGAGAAUAGAAGGAAGCGGUGGUGAUUGAUACAAGCAACAUUUGGAGGGAAAGAUUCUGGUAUGAUGAUUGGACGUGUGUGCGUGCAUCCCGUCCCUUUUGGCCUUUUUAUUUUCUGUUUGACGUGGAGUUCUUCGUUUUCUGUUCUUUUAUACGGAUUGUUUGGGGCA
Molecule: messenger RNA, 956 nt
Organism: Saitoella complicata NRRL Y-17804
Lineage: Eukaryota; Fungi; Ascomycota; Saitoellomycetes; Saitoellales; Saitoellaceae
Exons: 1
Coding region: 1-741 (246 amino acids)
Source: RefSeq, a predicted model, not a curated record